Necator americanus (New World hookworm) is the source of this 690-nucleotide messenger RNA. RefSeq lists its product as uncharacterized. NCBI's taxonomy places the organism in Eukaryota, Metazoa, Nematoda, Chromadorea, Rhabditida, Ancylostomatidae. The transcript is spliced from 3 exons. The record is from RefSeq and is a predicted model, not a curated record. The coding region runs from base 1 to 690 and encodes 229 amino acids.
AUGCACUUAGCUUUUCUGGACUUUGAAGCCGCUUUUGACUAUCCUCAUCGAAGCCGUCUUCUCAACGUGAGCGCCGAUGUAGUACCAGGAAAGUUCGUUCGCUUGCUUGAUGACAUGAAUCAACGAACAACUGCUGCAGUUCGAACACCAGCCAGAUGUACAACACCGUUUGAGGUGGUAACUGGAGUAAGACAGAGGGCAGUGGCUGCAACCUAUGAACUACGUCUACGUCCUGAUAAAUCCAAGGAGACGUGGAUCUCUUCGAGACAUCAAACAGGAAUCAGGGUGGACGGACAACCAAUUGAACUCGUCGAUGACAAGCCCGUUUCCGCAUUCAACUUCUCAACGAAAUGCCUGUGGUCGACCCCCAUUACCAAUGGAAUCAAGCUGCAAGUCUACCCAUCUGCAAUUCGCCCUAUUAUCAUGUACGGAUCGGAGACCUGGGCAGCACCGCGUACGGUAAUGGAGAGGCUUGAUUGCACGGAAAGGAAGUUGCUUAAAUGGCUGUUUGGCUACUUUUGGCCUAGGGUAUGCUACAAUGAAGAGCUUUACGCGGAAGUCGAUGUGGUGUACCGGCGGAUGACACAUGGAAGAUAUCAACAUACAGCACCGCCAUCGAAAGUGGCUACAGAAAAUCGUCUUUGCUUCUUUGAUCACAUAUUAAGUAGACCAGCAGAUCGCCUUGUUUAA